AGCGGCGGCAUCGGCGAGGCCACGGCGCUGGAGCUGGCUCGCUGCGGGGCACGAGUCGUGCUGGCGACGCGAAGCGCCCCGAGAGGGGAGGCCGCGGCACACCGCAUCCGCACGGAGACAGGGAAUCCAGAUGUGCGAUUCAUGCAUCUGGACCUGGCCAGCCUGCGCUCGGUACGCGCCUUCGCCAGCGCCUUCCUGCGUGAAGAACCCCACCUGCACCUCCUCAUCAACAACGCCGGUGAACCACCUGGGGCACUUCCUGCUGACGGAGCUGCUGCUGGAGCGCCUGCGGAGCUGUGCACCCAGCCGCGUGGUCAUCGUGGCCUCCAGCGCCCACCGCGCCGCCCGCCUGCGCCUCCACACCCUGGGGAGCCCGGCUCCGGGGCCUCUGGGUCCCUUCCAGGACUACUGCGACAGCAAGCUGGCCAACGUGCUGCACGCCCGCGAGCUGGCCGCGCGCCUGCGGGGCACCGGCGUCGCGUGCUAUGCUGCGCACCCAGGUGGCUGUUGCGGCUCUGAUGUCAAGCAGUACGUGUACGGAGGCUGGGCCUGGGCUUGGUGGUGCAUUACUGACACCCAAAGGAUUUCCCUAGAGAUAAUGACGUUACAGCCCAGGUGUGAGGACGUAGAGACGGCGGAGGGGGUAGCUUUAACUGUCACAGGUGUGGCACAGGUGAAGAUCAUGACCGAGAAGGAGCUCCUGGCUGUGGCUUGCGAGCAGUUCUUGGGGAAGAAUGUGCAGGAUGUGAAGAACGUGGUCCUUCAGACACUGGAGGGACACCUGCGCUCCAUCCUAGGUACCCUGACAGUGGAGCAGAUCUACCAGGACAGGGAUCAGUUUGCCAAGCUGGUGCGGGAGGUGGCAGCUCCCGACGUGGGUCGCAUGGGGAUCGAGAUCCUGAGCUUCACCAUCAAGGAUGUCUAUGAUAAAGUGGAUUACCUGAGCUCCCUGGGGAAGACUCAGACUGCGGCUGUCCGGAGGGAUGCAGACAUUGGGGUGGCAGAGGCCGAGCGAGAUGCUGGCAUUCGGGAGGCACAGUGCAAGAAGGAAAUGCUGGAUGUCAAGUUCAUGGCAGAUACCAAAAUAGCAGAGUCCAGACGUGCUUUUGAAUUGCAGAAAGCUGCCUUCAGUGAGGAGGUCAACAUUAAGACUGCAGAGGCCCAGCUCGCCUACGAGCUCCAGAGCGCCCGGGAGCAGCAGAAGAUCCGCCAGGAGGAGAUUGAAAUCGAGGUGGUGCAGCGCAAGAAGCAGAUCGACGUGGAAGAGAAGGAGAUCAUCCGCAUGGAGAAGGAGCUCAUCGCCACCGUGAAGCGGCCGGCCGAGGCCGAAGCCUACCGCAUCCAGCAGAUCGCCGAGGGCGAGAAGGUGAAGCAGGUCCUCCUCGCUCAGGCGGAAGCGGAAAAGAUUCGGAAGAUCGGGGAAGCGGAGGCUUUUGUGAUCGAGGCCAUCGGGAUGGCGGAGGCUGAGCGGAUGAAGCUGAAAGCUGAAGCACUCCAGCAGUAUGGAGAAGCUGCCCAGCUGGCUCUAGUGCUGGAUGCGCUGCCUGAGAUCGCUGCCAAAGUGGCUGCUCCCCUCUCCAAAGUGGAUGAGAUCGUUAUCCUCAGUGGAGAGAACAACAGCACCAUGUCGGAGGUGAACCGUCUGCUGGCCGAGAUCCCUGCCUCCGUGCGUGCCCUCACCGGUGUGGAUCUCACAAAGAUUCCCCUGAUCCAGAAAGCCACCGGAGCCCAGGCAUGAGGCUGGCCAAGCCAAAGCUAGUGAAGAUCACUCCCUGUUAAUGCACUCAGACAUCAACUGCCUUCAACACGUGGGAAUUCCUUUUAUAUCAAAGACAAUCAGGGUUUCAUUUCGAAGCUCUGGUGCCUUAUUUUGUAGGGCCAGAAGGUUGCAUGUCCGAUCAGCUGCUCUUUUUAUUACCAAGCUCGGGGUGGGGGGAUUUAUUUUGUAGUUACCUGUUCUUGUACCAGGCUGGGGUUUGGAUCCAAGCCCCAGCUACAACUGGCAGCUUGUCUGGUGUUGCAAUCCCAGUGCCUUGCUGUUCUCUGUCCUCGGAGCAGAGGCUCUGUGGGAUGCGGAGCUGGAGGAAGAGAACAGCCAGGACCCAUCUCCUCUUGGCUCCCUGUCCUCCUCCUUGGGCACUGCCCGACCCCAGCCUCUGCCCAUAGCCUGUUCCUGUGGCUUUCCCUGUUGGAGUGUCUCGGGACCUCUGCAGUGCUGGCUUGGCUUCCCAGAGGUGGCAAUGAUCACGGUGCCCAGUCCCAUGCUGCCUUUCCUCGAGGAAGUUUCCUCCUGGGAUCUGGAGUGGGGAGAGCCCAACCGAGCCCUGGCCUGAGCCAGACUUGGUGAGGCCCCAGCACCAGGAAUGCCAAAAGGUAGCACUGUGCCAAAGCCACCCUGUGCCCCGAGAGGGAGGUGAAACCACUGUGGUGGCUGUGCCCAGGCGCCCCAUAUCUUGUUCCCCACAGCUCCUGGGUUAGAGGGAGGUUGGGGACCAGGCAGGCACUGCAGUGGGGCAGGGACCAGCAGCCAGGGCUGCUUCUCAGUGCAGGCAGUGCAGAAGCCCCUACCUCGCUCAGUCCCCUUGCCUUUAAGGCCAGUGGCUUUGCUGCCCUGAGUGACAAUGUGAAAGAGGUUGUCCCCUGUCCGUGCCCCAUAGAGGGCCCUGCGCUGGCCCCUGUCCCUUCCAUGCCUGUGUUCAGUGUGGCUGUUGCCAAACCCUUGUGUGAAGCCAGCUGUGGGGUGCUGGGUCCCUCACAUUGCCAUAGGGUGAGCGCAGGGACUCGGGUCCCCUCCACCUCCUGUCAGUGCCCCUUUCUGGUCAUUCCCUUUGCCAGGAGUGACCUAUGGUCACAGGUGGGUGCUGUGGGGCCGGUGGCACCCUGUCCCCCUCCCUGCCAUCGGGGUGGAGAGGGAUGGUGUUAUCAGCCCCCCGUGUGUGGUGGUGCUGGCGGGUGUGCCGGGCGUUGUGCCCUAUCUGCCUGCGCUGUGCAUGGCUGUGUCCCUGCCACCCUCGCUGCUGGAUGAUAAUAAAGCCUUGUCACCGUG
Molecule: messenger RNA, 3046 nt
Organism: Pezoporus occidentalis (night parrot)
Lineage: Eukaryota; Metazoa; Chordata; Aves; Psittaciformes; Psittacidae
Gene: FLOT2
Product: flotillin 2
Exons: 13
Coding region: 131-1738 (535 amino acids)
Biological process (GO): protein localization to plasma membrane; regulation of myoblast differentiation
Cellular component (GO): plasma membrane; flotillin complex; cytoplasmic vesicle
Source: RefSeq, a predicted model, not a curated record